AUGGAGGAGCAGGCAGGUGCAUGCUCGCCGUGGCAGCUGUUCACGUCGACGGCAGUGGGCGGAGUGGCAUUCUUCAUCUUGGGCACUGUGGGCAACCUCCGCCGUGCGCCACUACCCCUGCUGCUCAACGUUCUCCUCAACCUCAACCAGAAAUUGAAUAAUCCCAGCACGGGGCUCACUGCACGACAAAUCUACCAACUGCCCAUCGUGACGGGAGCUGUGGGGAUGCUGCUGGGUGGCUACGUCGGCUACCGAGAGUGCCAGAUGGAGAGGGCGUUCAAGGAGAAGUGGGCGAAGACGAAGCGCUCGCCGUCGCUCGAAGUGAGGGAGGGAUCGCUAUAA
Molecule: messenger RNA, 342 nt
Organism: Acanthamoeba castellanii str. Neff
Lineage: Eukaryota; Discosea; Longamoebia; Acanthamoebidae
Exons: 3
Coding region: 1-342 (113 amino acids)
Source: RefSeq, a predicted model, not a curated record